AUGUCGAAAAGAACAUUUCGGAUGUUCGUGGAGGAAGAAUUAGGCGAAUUCCCACAUUUUGUAGUAGGGGCUAUACUAGAAUGGUUCCUAAUAGCUUCCCUUUUCGUCGAUGGAUUCUUAGCGUUCAUUUCUUACAAAUUUGCAAUGAUCUUUCAGUUGGAUCCCCCGUGUGUCCUUUGCACACGAAUAGACCAAUCCCUUGCGGGUACUAACCCGAGUUCCUACUACAAUGACUCAAUAUGUGAAUCUCACAAGAAAGACAUAUCUUCAUUGGCUUAUUGCCAUUUCCAUAGAAAACUAUCUGAUAUCAAAACCAUGUGCGACUGUUGUCUACUAUCAUUUCAAACAUGCAAAGAACCGGAUUCUAAUGACACUAAAAAACCUGUUGAUAAAGAAGUAGGUAUCACUAAUGGUAGCGAUCAGAAUCUGAAACUGAAACUCGUCAAGACAAAAGACAAUAACGUUAACGCUCAGGCAGUUGAGUUGAGCAAGUGUUCUUGUUGUGGUGAAUCUUUUAAGAAGAGAACUUCCUCUAAAGCUUUUGUUAGAAUUCCUUCAAACCUUCGUGCUUCCUCGUUUGCACCGGCCUUUUCUCCUAGAGUACCUUUGACACCAAUGGGAUGGAGACAUGAUGAUGCAAAGGAUCUGGAAUUGGCUAAUAUUAAAUAUACAGAGCUCAAGUUUAUAUCUGAUAACGAAUCAGAUGUACCAGAAAACGACCGUGGAGUGAACACAGAUUCCCAAAUUGUUAAAGACGACGUAAAAUCCACAGCCACGGCACUGCUAGCAGAUUCUGAAGAGCUCAAUGAUGAGUUUUGCAUAACGCCAAGGUUUGGAAAGGGAAACAAGUUCUUUGGGGUACCUCUUGCAGACUCGGUAACAGUAAACAGUCCAAGAUUUGCCCGCAAACUUUCAAAAAAGUUCCCAAUGGAAAAACCCGAAUUAGUUUCUGAUCCUAGCGAUGACAUACCAGUUGAAGGUGAUUCUAUUCUUCAUCACCUAAAAAGACAGGUGCGCGCGGAUAGAAGAAUGCUAACAGUGUUAUAUCAAGAACUUAACGAAGAACGUAAUGCAUCAGCUAUUGCAGCAAAUAACUCAAUGGCUAUGAUCACACGAUUGCAAGCUGAGAAAGCAUCUAUUGAAAUGGAGGCAUUGCAGUAUCAGAGAAUGAUGGAAGAACAAGCUGAGUAUGAUCAAGAAGCUAUUCAGAUACUUAAAGAUAUGCUUAUUCAAAAGGAGAAAGAUAUCAAGAUUAUGGAAUUAGAACUCGAGAAUUAUAGAGAGAGAUAUGGGCCAAUUAAGAAACACAGUAGAUAUGAAUCUAUAGGUGAGGACGAUGAGCGUUACCAAGAGAUCAAAAGGCUCCAGGAAAUGAAGGAGGCUAAAAGAUUAAACUUUGAAACUCAAAGAUCUCAGCUUUCGAUUAUGUUAAAUGAUCUGGAAAAUCUCAUACAGUCAUCAUCGGAUGCAGGAGAUCAUGAAGAUAAACAUAGAGGAGAAGAAAAGAAAGUGACCUUGGAAAGAGAGAUGUCGAUAAUUAAGGAAAGGAUGAGCGUUAUCGAAGCAGACAGUGGCUACCUGGAUGACACUGCAAUGACUUUUCAAAAGGGGGAUGAAAGAGCUGGCCUUUUUACAGAAAUAGCUCAAAAUCUUCGAAAGCUCAGGACAUGAACUUGCAUAAACCUAAGGAUAAUAGGAUCAAUUUGAUAU
Erigeron canadensis is the source of this 1710-nucleotide messenger RNA. Its product is annotated as probable myosin-binding protein 5. The coding region runs from base 1 to 1671 and encodes 556 amino acids. The record is from RefSeq and is a predicted model, not a curated record. Gene Ontology annotation, molecular function: myosin binding. NCBI's taxonomy places the organism in Eukaryota, Viridiplantae, Streptophyta, Magnoliopsida, Asterales, Asteraceae. The transcript has 3 exons.